CCGAUAUGCAAUGUUAACCCGAGCACGCACGGGCUAAAGUCUAGUGUCUAUAAAGACCCAUCAGGAAAUCAAAGAAAAUACCUUCAUUGGUGAUAAGUGAUGUGAACCUGCAAUAUCAUGUCUGCUUUUGCCAAGCUCUCCUUCGGCGCCUUCAUUACUGUUCAAAUAUUUUUAAUUUGUGUAUGGCUAUUCUACUAUAGAAAAAACACCUACAAUUUUCAACAAUCAUUCAACAGCAAUGUUUAUCCAAAGUCUUCAAAGGCGGAAAAGAGGCACAAGACGUCCACUUAUAUAAAACAUGAUGUAAAGACGGACGACAGAAAUAAAAACUUCACCCAUUCAGAGUCGGUAGAGACGGAAGUUGGAAAUAAGACGUAUACUCUGCCAACUUCAUACUUCAAGGAUAAAACAAUAACAACCACAAAUAAAGAAGAAGAUUCACUUACGAAAAAAUGUCCACUUAUUCCUUCCGGGUUAGUUGGGAAACUGAAUGUCGAUAAGACACCACAGACCAUGGAGGCCGUUGAAAAGAAAUAUGAAACGAUGAGGGACGGCCAAUAUAAGCCAAAAAACUGUACAGCUCGACAGAAAGUAGCCAUACUCAUUCCAUUUCGUGACAGAGAAAUUCAUUUAGGCAUUUUUUUGAACCACAUGCAUGCCUUUCUCAUGAAGCAACAUCUCGAAUAUGGAAUCUAUGUCGUGGAACAGACUAAAGGUCUGGAAUUUAAUCGAGGGUUUUUGUUCAAUGUUGGAUAUAAAGAAGCACUCAAGGACUCUGACUACGAUUGUUUUGUGCUUCACGAUGUGGAUCUCCUCCCGGAAAACGAUCACAACAUUUACACCUGUCCUGUUGACCAACCAAAACAUUUAGCUGUUGCCUCUGAGAAAUGGCAAUACAAGUUACCAUACACGUCCUAUUUUGGUGGUGUUUCGGCCUUGACACGAGAACAAUAUGAAGCUGUCAAUGGGUUUUCAAAUGAAUUCUUUGGUUGGGGUGGUGAGGAUGAUGAUUUUCAUAACAGAGUAGCAUGGGCUAAAAUGUCCGUUUAUAGAUCAAUAAGCGGUGUCGGACGAUAUUCUGCUCUUGAACACAAACCUGGUGCUGCAAAUCCGAAAAGGAAUGAAAUCAUAAGUAAAGGAAAAGAACGAAUGUGGAAAGACGGGCUGAAUUCCCUGAAAUAUAAAAUACUACAAAAGACUUACAAAAAACUUUACAUUCAUAUCAUUGUGAAAAUCCUUUAAAACGAUUUCAAAAGAUAUUGUGUAUGUGAAAACGAAAAGAACCAAUCUUAUCCCUGACAACCAAUGGAAGAUUUUCAAUACCAACAUACAAAUGAACAAAAAUAAGCUGAAUUUGGAUCAUUAGUAAAAAUGGUCAGAAAAGGUUUUUCAACAUCAUUCCAACAUCAUGUCGAAUAACACCAACUACAAUAUCAAGUCAACUACCUACAGAAGUAUAGUUUGUAUAAAGAAAAAAAUAAAAUUUAUACAAUUGAUUAGAAAGAAAUAAAAUAAGAAAGUAAUAUUUUAAUAUAAUAUAGUAUAUAACUGAAAUAGGAUCUUUUGAUGAAUAUGAGACUAAAUAAAGAACACUCAGGAAGAAUGCACAGCAAAUAACCAUGCAUUGACACAAAAUUCCUUUGAAAUAAACCCGUCAUAGACUCAGGCACUGCAUUGGAUGGGGAGAGGGAAUGGCAAUGAUAUAACCGAUAUCCAAGCGUCUGGUUGAACAAGACUAUUGCAAUGCACGACCGCUGGUGAGAAAACCGGAUAGAACUUUCCAGAACGAUCGAACCAAGGACGCAGGUUGACAGAACAAGUUCGUCAUGCAUCACACGCUGAUAACUUGGAUCGAGUGAAGAGCUAGUUAACCACUGGACAGAUACUUUAUAAUUGACAACUUUAAUUUAAAAGAUGCAAAUACAUAUGCACUAGCGGUUUUUUUUUAUUUCAUACGUUUUUAAUACGACGGAUAAGCAUCAAACCUUAAACAUCAGUUUAUUAACAAGGAAAUUAUUUUGUGUUCUACGUCUAUAUAUUGAUAUAUGAUGUAUCGCGGAAGUUGAAUGGGGAAGGGCAAUUAUUUUUCCCUUCAAAAUAGUCUUUUAUCUGAAAUUCCUAUUUGGAACAAUGACAAAAAUUAUUGUGAAAUUUGAGCAUAAAGAGAUUAGCUCCUCAGGAUUUAGAUUGCAUUUUAGAUCACCUCUAGUCUGAAAAUUCUGUAUCCCAUAUUAAUUCUAGUAGCAUAUUUAUAU
Magallana angulata is the source of this 2255-nucleotide messenger RNA. RefSeq names its product beta-1,4-N-acetylgalactosaminyltransferase bre-4-like. Bases 118 to 1242 code for a protein of 374 amino acids. The transcript is spliced from 9 exons. Gene Ontology annotation, biological process: glycosphingolipid biosynthetic process; carbohydrate metabolic process. Gene Ontology annotation, molecular function: N-acetyl-beta-glucosaminyl-derivative 4-beta-N-acetylgalactosaminyltransferase activity. The record is from RefSeq and is a predicted model, not a curated record. Lineage: Eukaryota; Metazoa; Mollusca; Bivalvia; Ostreida; Ostreidae.